GCUCCACGGUCUCGUCGUUGCCAUCUUCCUGGUCAUCUUGUUCAGCGCCAACCUCCUUCUUCACGAUGAUGUCAUCCACCUCUCCGGUGGCCUCAUCCUCAACACGGAUAAUCGCAGCCGCUGUUAAGAGAGUUGCAGGAGACAAUAAUUGAGAGUGAAAAUGAAGUCCUUGAAUUCAUGGGGAGGGUGGAUGAAGGAGUUGAAGAGUUCUUUACUAAGAGAGUGCUGCCUACUGAUACACUGAAAAAGCAAGAUGAGGAAUCUAUCACAGUUCACGAAGUGGCUCCUGCCAGCUCCGUCCCUUGUCCACCCCCGACGAAAACACUCAGGAGGAAGCUUGGCGAUUUCUUUACUCUCAAAAAGAGACGAGGUCUGAAAUCAGAAACAAGCCAAGAGGGGCGUCCCAAAAAGGCCUCCAUCGCUGAUUUCAUCCGCCCGCUCAGGGAGGUCGCCAGAGCAGAGAAAGAAAAAGACAAGGACCGAGUGAAGGAGCAGGACAAGGAAAAUGAAAAGGAGAAAGCAAAAGAGAAUCCCAGCGCUGUUACUGGAGAGUCAGCUGCUCAGGAGACACCUGUUUCUGGUGCGCCACCGCUGAGGGGCGAAGCGGUGCCUCCCCGCCGAGCUCUCAGAGAGGGGAAAUCCCAGUCUCUUAUUUUGCUAUCUGGAUCAGCAGCAGGGAGUACUAAUGCCAGAAACAAGAAACAGUUUGAAGGACAACAUAGCUUCGAACAGAAACUCCAUCUCAUGCUUCAGCGUAUUGGAGUUUCCAAAGCCCAGCCAGGGGAGACACAGAAUCAGGAGGGAGAGAUGAAAAAAGCAGAAUCUGAAGGUACCAUCAUUGACAGUAAACCUGAGCCACCACCAACUUUCACAAAACCUCGGACGAUGUCUGCUUCAUCAGAUACAAGGCAUCAAAUUCGCCCAAGUGUGUCAGCACACGAGUCUGCUGGGAAACCCGCUUUGCUUCCAAAGCCUGUUCUCAAGCCAGGUCCACCCCCAACAACAUCUGGCCGCAACACACCUGAGAACGAGCUAGCUCAAAUACAGGAGGCAGAGACAAGCACGCCCACUAAACAGAGUCCAACUGCAGCUCCGUCUACGCCUACUCUUGCCCCCACUGCUACCAUCUCUCCUACUGCACCGACAAUCUCAGACUCAGUCCCCGACUCAACUGAUUUUAUUAUUUCCCCUUCAAGUACUGUACUGCCCUCUGACACAGAUAUAUGCACUGACUCUGUUAACCCCACCGCAGCAGCUACAACAGCCACGAAUGUUACAGAGGUCGACAGCAAACCCUCAAUCCCUGAAGCUACCACUGAAAUCCCCACAACUAGCUUUCAGACUACCCUUACAAGCACCACUACACCGACAGAGCCCCCAACCACUGUCUCAGUCACUUCCUCUGAGUCCAUUACUCCUAGCAUAUCUGUCACUUCCAGCUCAACAACGACAACUACGCCUUCCACUACCACUUUGGAAAUGGUUUGUGCUCCCAGCAGUCCGGUUUCCACAGCAUCCACAAAUUUGUCAACUAAGUCCAGUUUCCCAGAGCCAAAUGAAAUCCCAGUUGAUGCUCCUCCUGCUGCUGGUGGUGAUGCAGCUAUCACUGUCACCACCACAGCUUCUGUACCCUCUACCAGCACAUCAGAUAUGACUACUACUACCAGUUCAGUUAUUGUAGCUAGUGAUGAUUCCACUUCAGUCACCUCCGUUGGCUCCGUAACUUUAGUUGCAGCAGUCACUACUACAUCUCCACCUCCUGACUCGAGUGAAACCAUUACACCUUCAUCCUCUCUGGUCUCCUCUGGACUUCCUCCCACCAGUUCCACCUCUUCUACCACUACCACCACUACAAGCCCAACAUCCAACGACUCCAUGGACUCUGUCUCCACUUCCACCAUUACUCACCCAGCCACCUCUAGCUCUGCUGAUAUCUCUGCUCCCUCCACUUCAUCCAGUGAAACAAACCCUACAGACACCACUACCACCACCACUACCAGUCUAAACUGCGCAGAUACCACCUCCACCACCAGUUCAGCUGCGGCGGCUGCAAUUAGCUCCCCAGUCCCGACUGACUCAGACACACCUAACACUGACGAUGUCAGCACUACCCUCACACAGACUGUCUCUGGCCCCGUCACGACUGAAAACUCAAGUGCUACUUCUCCCCAGUUGACCAAGCCAGCACCUGUUAAUGAUAGAGCAGGCCAGGAUAAUAAUUUACAGACAUCUCCUGAAGAAAGAUCCAGCGAAGAGCCUGCAGUGAAGGGUGCAGCAAAUGAGGUGGCUCAAAAAAGCGAGGAAGCUGACACAGAUGAGAGCAAGAAAGUCGUCGAGGGUGAGAAGGAAAGCGAGAAUGAAAAUGAGAAGCCUGUGCUGGACAACAGUGAAGUGAUGAAGAAAGAAGCGCAGGAAAAAAGUGUGAAAACUGAAGAAGACGCAGUGAAAACAGAAGUGGCUGAACCCGUAUUAGGAAGAGAUGGUAGUGAUGAGGGAGUGAGAGAUGGUCAGAAACAAGAAGAAUCCAAGUCAGUGGUUGAGAAGUAAUUCACAAAUACAGAAUUUACUAAACACGGGACCAACUACUGUGACGGGGGCAGGAGAGGCCACAGUAAAGAGUAAAGGGUGGGGGGAGACGAUCCAUGGCACUUCCUACAGGGACCACCACAUUACAGCAGCACACCACAAAGGGUAGGCCACUGGACCAAAGAACUGAGAUCCCCUUGGUGUGAUGUAAUUAACAAAUCCAGCAGUGUCUUUGUCCUUUUUUAACUUAUGUUAAAAUUUUUGCAUUGCACGUAUGAUUAUGUACCAUAAGACAACUACUGUGGUAAAAUACACCAUGUUUACAAUAGAUGGAUAAGAGACAUAGUUAUGACUAUUAAAUGGAUUAUUAGAUUGA
Messenger RNA from Acanthopagrus latus (yellowfin seabream), 2902 nucleotides. RefSeq names its product flocculation protein FLO11-like. Bases 178 to 2547 code for a protein of 789 amino acids. The transcript has 8 exons. The record is from RefSeq and is a predicted model, not a curated record. NCBI's taxonomy places the organism in Eukaryota, Metazoa, Chordata, Actinopteri, Spariformes, Sparidae.